Messenger RNA from Cladophialophora immunda, 3110 nucleotides. RefSeq lists its product as uncharacterized. The record is from RefSeq and is a predicted model, not a curated record. The transcript has 2 exons. Lineage: Eukaryota; Fungi; Ascomycota; Eurotiomycetes; Chaetothyriales; Herpotrichiellaceae. The coding region runs from base 1 to 2787 and encodes 928 amino acids.
AUGGCCUGCAACCGCCAGACAGCCAGCCUAGAGAGGUCUACCAGUACCAUCGGUAGUGGGGUGGUUGGGCGCCUCAAUCAGGCCCAUUUCCAAUCAUACCGUCGAUCUUUUUACGCCUCCCCCGCGAUUUCUGGACGACAUAUAGUACUUGCGCCAAUUUUAGUCAGUCCAGCAUUAUCCCUCGGUGACAUAGACCACCUGCCUCUUCCUCCCGCUCCGUUGAUCAAGUCGCUGAUUGUCCCUUUCCUGUGCAAUGAGCGGUACGAUGGCGGUGACUUCGAGACGUAUCCGUCUCGGGCAGGUUGGCAGGUGCCUGAGGCUGAUAGCCCUUUUCUCCUUUUCCGCCGCGACCAACAAGUCUAUGACGAGCGUGAGGUUGGCGCGUUUCUACAGACAUGGCUCUACUUUGGUCUAUUAUUUCAGAUCACUGGUCGCCAGGUUGAGCCUGCUCUCUUCCGCAAGACGACGCCUACUGGCACUCCACAGUUUUCGUCUGAGCCCCUCACCAACAUUGUUAGCGACUGGUCUGUCGAGGCGCUUUCGCACCUGCCCAGAAUGAAUACCAGGCAGUCAGCCCAUCGGCUCGAAGCCUGGGUUGAUGAAUGCUACUCUGUACUGAAGAACGCCGACGAUAUGCUUGACCGCAUUGUCGACGCAUACGAAACGAGGGAGCACACCAUCAUCAGCCAUGUCGGACUUAGCAUCGCUGCUCUAGGCGAUUAUCUAGGUCGUACUAUUGCUAGCAUUGCUCUUGAAAGAGGCUACCACGAUGAGGACUUUCCUGCAUGGACGCUCUCGGCGUCUCUUUCCCAACCUGUGACGCAGAGAAUGCAGCAUUUCUGCCCCAACAGAAUAUACAGUUUCAUUAGCAACGGCAUCGGCGCAGGAGCUUUAUGGUAUGCUGCGAACCUAGAAACCCCUCAGGUGCACGAUCUACAUUCAACUUGUAGCGCUGAACAGUGCAACUCACCAUUUGUUGACCCGCAACUGUAUAAGGUCCAGCAUCUAGACGAGGCUUGCAAUUGCAACUUCCAAGAACUUGCGACCCCUUCGCUGCUUAAUACCGUCCAAGAAGGCUCUAUCGCCCUAUUCACAGUGCAAGAGACUCGAGGGAGAAUGACAUUAGCUUUGCAUAAUCAACGAAAGACUCCAACAUAUGUGGCGAUCUCGCAUGUGUGGGCGGAUGGUCACGGCAACUUGGACUCCAAUGCUCUUCCAUCGUGCUUCCUCCGCAAUCUGCAAGCGAACGUCGAUGCUUUAGGGCUGACACCGGGCACCCAGACACCAAUCUGGAUGGAUACUUUGUGCCUGCCUCGCCAUCCUCUUGAGCUCCGAAGGAAGGCUGUUCUGCGCCUCAGCGAUAUCUUCCGGCAUGCCGCUGGUGUUCUGGUGAUAGACUCAUACCUCCAGACACGAACGUGUGCAAAUAUGUCGGCGAUCGAGAUACUUGCUCGAAUAUCACUUUCAGGGUGGACUUCUCGUCUGUGGACAUUCUCUGAGGGCCGACUGGCACGGCAGAUCUGGUUUCAAUUCAGCGACACGGCGAUCAACCUCCAUCGAUACAUCAGUGCAUGGCAAGCGGAAUUGCGGGAAAACCAGAUUCCGUCACUUCCAUCAACCAAUGUGGCAUACCAGAUGACAAGCUUGUACACGGCAACCACCCUGACCCGCGACAGUGACGUUGAAGAGGAGUUACUGCAGCUUUCGCAGAUCAAGGCUGCGCUCGUUUCACGUCAGACUAGUUGGCAGAGCGAUGAGGCUUUGUGCCUAGGAGCGAUCCUUGAACUUGACUUGUCAGAGAUUAUUGCAGCCAACGACAGUCAGAAAAUGGCUGCCUUGUGGCGGCAGAUGCCACCAGCGUAUCUACCAAUUGAUCUGGUUUUCACAAAGUUCUUACCAAAGCUCGACCUGGAUGGGAUUCAUUGGGCUCCGGCCACCCUGUUAGGCGGCUCAAAUCAUGGUCUUACAGCUCUACCAAUGUACAACUUCGCCCUCUACGCGACACCCACCGAGGAUGGCCUUCUGGUUGACACGCCAUCAAUGACAUUCGAUGCUGGAUGCUCAAGCGAUGCAUCAUCUUUAGCAUCCAGGCGGAAUCUCAUCCAAAUCUGCCGAGAUAUCCAAGAAUUCGAGGCGACGAGGUGGGAUUUUCUCCUCCAAGACCAGAACGGAGCUUGGUAUACCUGCUUCGUAACGGAUCUGUGGCACCAGACCCCACGAGAGCCCCUCUAUCGGCAAGAAGCCCCCGGAAUAUUACUUCUCGUCGAGGAACCGAACGUCACCGACUAUGAUCUGCUUAUCGGAGCAGAGAGCGACGAUGACAACAGUGAAAAUGAGCCCGAGAGACCAAGCUAUCUAGGGGUUUUUGUGACCUAUCUCCCAUCUGCCGCAACUCCUCGAGUCAAGGCACACACUCAUGUCAGUGUCAACAUGGUACCCCCUGAGCACUGGGCAUACUUCGACGAAGCUGUGACCUGUGCAGCCGGGUACAGGAGCGAGCACCAGGAGCUCCAGGACGAUGGAAUCGAGAGCGAGGACGACGAAGACGUCGUGGACGAGUUCCACGACAGCAUCAGGUCGUGGGUGGAGAGCUACCCUAGGCUUUCGGAGCUCUUGGAGCUUGAGAGCCACGCCGCACUAGACGACGACGAGCGCCAACAACACGGUCCUCUCGACAAGGAGGCCUCUCUUCUGGAUGCGGUCGGCUGCGUGGGCUAUUUCUGUCUUGUGGGUGACUACUUCAAGGUAACGCUGAGCAACGAGGCGACCACAUGGUGCGUCGAUUGAUGCGUUGAGCGACAUGGCCUUUCGUUCAGGCCUGUGAUCAUGCUGAGCAGCACCGAGCUGGACUUGACAAAUGAAUAUUCCACCGUUGAGUCAGACAAAUGCAAUUUCUUGAAUUUGGUGCGAGCAAACCGCAACGAGGCUGCUUAAAGGCAGCAAAUGACAGGUUUUGAGCCCUUUCAGCCUCAUGGUUCUUCAGAGGAUCUGCGGCGUCAACUUUAAGAUCGGCGAGACUAGGGAAAUAGUCGAUCAUUCUCUUGGCUCAAGGUAUCGCCGGGAUCGAAUUUAAUGCGUACAAUACUUUGUCGCCAUUGCCCGUCUUGCGC